Harmonia axyridis is the source of this 815-nucleotide messenger RNA. It is a transcript of the gene mtSSB, whose product is annotated as single-stranded DNA-binding protein, mitochondrial. The transcript has 4 exons. Bases 140 to 565 code for a protein of 141 amino acids. The record is from RefSeq and is a predicted model, not a curated record. Gene Ontology annotation, biological process: mitochondrial DNA replication; positive regulation of helicase activity. Gene Ontology annotation, cellular component: mitochondrial nucleoid. Gene Ontology annotation, molecular function: single-stranded DNA binding. Lineage: Eukaryota; Metazoa; Arthropoda; Insecta; Coleoptera; Coccinellidae.
AAUAAAAACAAAGAUGAAAAUUUUUUAUGACAUUUUUUUUAACCCAACUUAUUUAACCUAACUUUUUUUAACUCCCUGGUUGUUUCCGAUCAUAUUUUAUUUUAUUGAACCUAUAUUACCUGUAUAUAGAUAGAAAACAAUGUUUCGACUAAAGAAUAUUAGUUCUACUCUCCACAAGUUCGUAAGAUAUAGUUCUGAAACUACAACUUCUCAAGAACCUGCAAGAAUUGAAAAAACUAUCAAUAGUGUACAACUUUUGGGAAGAGUUGGAGCUGAUCCUCAAAGGAAAGGUUCUGAUCAGCAUCCUGUGGCUGUUUUUUCUGUGGCUACGCACUCAAAUUACAGGUAUGAAUCAGGAGAAUUUUUACAAAGGACCGAAUGGCAUAGAGUGAUAUGUUUCAAACCUGGUUUAAGAGAAACAAUACUCACUUAUCUGAAAAAAGGACAGAGGGUGCAUGUAACUGGUAGAAUAACUUAUGGAGAAGUAAGAGGGGAAGAUGGCAAACCUAGAACUACUACUUCAGUUGCAGCAGAUGAUGUAAUAUUUUUCCAAACUUCUACUUAAAUUUUAUGUGGAAUAAAGAAGAAAUUUUAAGAAUUAAGUCCUCAGUUGAACUAAAAUGAAGUAAUAUCUGAUACUUCACAUUUCAAUAUGCAAAUGUUCACAAUAUUGAAAUUUGUCUUGAACAGUUUUACAAGUUAUUAAGUUUUAUUUAUUUUACUUCAUAAUCUUGUAAGUUUUAAGAGAGAUACACACAUUCUGUUUUAUAUCUUUAUUUAUAUUAUGUGUGAGAACUGAAAUACAACUUUUCUAA